Messenger RNA from Penicillium crustosum, 2064 nucleotides. RefSeq lists its product as uncharacterized. Lineage: Eukaryota; Fungi; Ascomycota; Eurotiomycetes; Eurotiales; Aspergillaceae. The transcript has 3 exons. The record is from RefSeq and is a predicted model, not a curated record. Bases 1 to 2064 code for a protein of 687 amino acids.
AUGUGCAAACACACCUACCACCACUAUCCCAGCUGCGGACACAUCUCCAACUGGAGUAUGACCAGCUGCCAAGAAUAUACCAACAAGCUCCGCCUGGCCAGUCCAGAGUGCAUCACACCCUGCACCCAGAUCACACUCUCCCACGACCUCCUCUUCUCCGCCCAGCCCAGCAUGUGCGUACAGUGCGAGAGAGAGUGGGCGGAGAACCUCUCCUCUCAUAGAGACGACCAGAUCCAAUCCUCCAACUCUUACCAGUUAGUUGAUGCCAUGGAUGAUAGCCAAUUUAUCCAGGUUAACGCGCGCAUGGUGAGUAACCCUGCUCAUGGCGAAAGGGACACAAGCAGUACCGAUCACAGCGACAUUGGUCAGGUCUUCUUUGGUGCUGCCGUUGGUGAUUCAGUCAAUGGGAACGUGGACAGUGCUGGCCACAGCGACAAUGGUCAGAUCUGCUUGCGUGCUGUUGUCGGCGAAUUGGAGGAGGAUUGUGGAAGCCUGGCGCGUUCUGAUAACUCGUCUAGAACGGCUUUUAAGUUUGCUCCUACUAACCCCAGUACGACGGUUGUGGCUGGAGAUCUUGAUUCUAUUUUGUCUACAAUUUUUAGCAGACAUGAAAAGGACAAUGUUGAGACUGAAUCUCCGGGAAUCGAGAAUGCUGUAUGUGCAUCCCCGACCAAUACAAGCAUCUGUGACACAGACAGCUCUGGCUCGUCGCUCUGUGGAUCCUCUUUGAUAAGAUAUAAUAUACUUAAACUGAGAAUCGACGAAUAUCUUGAGAAGCGACAGCGACAGCGGGAGGUGGACACUGAUCAUGAACAGCACAACGCUAAGACCUCCGACGUGGACGUGAACAUUUACCUUGCUGACAUAGUUGACCCUCAUCUUGCUGUGAAGGACACGCCUCCUGAAGACCCAGUUGAUAACCCUGAAGCUGACCAUCACUCAUGUGACGAGUCCGCUCUUGACAUUGACCUUGUGCAGCAACGUAUUGAAGCGACCGUUCUGAAGCGCAUUGAAGAAACCAACGAAAAAGAGGCCCGACAGGAAGCCAUCUCCAAGCUCCUCGAUACCGCACUUCUAAAAAAAGACCAAGACGACCGGCGCGAGCGGGAACGCCGAGCUGGGCAUCGAAGAGGACCCUCAUAUGUGGGACACAGAGUGCCUCGACCAAAUAUGGCAAACAAAAGCAUCCCCAUCUCCCCUCGGACCUGCAUAUCCCCCAAGACCGAACAUGCCUUGCCAAUCCCAGUCCCAGACCCUCAGCCCCAGAAGCACCUGUACAUGGGCAGUAUGUUUGCCAGCGAAGAACAGGCCUAUCAACGAGGACUGUGUGAAGUCCGACCUUAUGGUAAUUACCCCGGUGAGUGUGAAGGAUUCAUGCUCGCCCUGUCCGAAGACGACGCGAAUCAACAGGGCCUACUAGACCCAAUUCAUGUGCGAGGCUGCUGCGCGGAGCGACAGGCUGACUUCCACCUCUACUACGGGGCAAUGCAAGCACCGUCGGAGGUCGAUGCUGAAAAACGUUGGCUGGAGGAUAUCCGACGGAUCCCCGGUGAAAACGGGAAAUUCUACGGGCUGUUGCGGGCGGAUGAUCUGCACCACGCCCGGGCAAUGGGACUGACUGAUAUCAGCCAUCCAUGGGGGGUGUUGCAAGGAGGGGCUUUUUACAAUGCCGGAACGUUUUCCCUGGAACAGGUUGGACGUAUGGGACUGUGUGAUGCGGAACCGGUUCCUGGGGAAUGUGGUGAUUACUACGGUGGGACUUAUUAUGGGUAUCUUGAGGCAUAUUCUGAGUUAGAUGCUUUUCAGAUGGGAUUGAAGGAGCCUGAACAUGAUGAGGAUUGUUGUGUGAAGGCCGAGGUUGCCGAUGUGUCGAUCACUGAGGCGGGGCAAUACACGUAUUACGGUUAUAUGUGUGCGGGUUCUGAAGAAGAGGUUGUGAAUAGGGGCCUCGAGGAUGUUCUGCUUGUUCCUGGAUUUGAUAUUAAGUAUUCUGGGAAUUUACGGGCGGAGUCCGAGGAGGAGGCGAAGGCUUUGGGGCUUUUGGAGCCUUCACGUAUUCAGUGA